Iphiclides podalirius (scarce swallowtail) is the source of this 1977-nucleotide messenger RNA. NCBI's taxonomy places the organism in Eukaryota, Metazoa, Arthropoda, Insecta, Lepidoptera, Papilionidae. The record is from the annotation of a GenBank genome assembly.
AUGGUAGCCCGGUUGAUUAUUUGCGCCUGUUUGCUGACAUCAGUGUCUGCUAAACCCACCUGUAAGAUCUAUGGCGCUGCAAAGACCGCCGUUAUAUGUAAGCGUGGAGAGAGCGACUUCACUCUGCAAAGGGGCUUGGUGUCUGACAGGAACGUAACAACGAAGGUGGUACUAAGGGCCUGCGGAAUCUCCCAAGUGGACCUGGAGUCGUUCGAAAACCUGCCAUCACUGAAGCAUUUAGAUCUAUCGCAGAACAAAAUCCAAAACCUCGAGUUGGGUGUGCUGGACGGUCUGACAAAACUGAAUCACCUCAACUUAUCUUAUAAUUCGAUUACGAACCUUCCGCUCGGUUUGUUCGAUCAAAUUCCAAAUCUAUUGAACCUCGAUUUUUCAGCAAACGGGUUAUCCUCACUUGAACUGGGAGUGCUUGAUCCUCUGACAAAGAUAAAAGCGUUGAAUUUGUCUAGUAACUCACUGAUAGGGAAGAAUAUUAGCCCUUAUUUGUUCGAUCAAAACCCUCACAUCAGUGUUCUAGAUUUAUCUAGAAACGACAUGUCCCGGGCGCCAAAUAAUCUAUUGCAUUCUCUGCAAUCAUUAGAGUCUUUUACUCUGGAUAGAGCCUUCCUCGCGGAAGUGCCCAAAUUCGCGACGUCACCGAAUCUGAAGACGAUGAAACGUCUUGUGUUAUCCACUAAUCAAAUCCAGAAAAUCGACGACGCUACUGUCUUCGUGAAUUUAGAAAACUUGGAGGUUUUGGAUUUGGAAAGGAAUAAUUUGGAGUCCAUAAACGAAAACGUGUUUAAGCCUCUGAGGAAACUCAAAGGUAUCUAUCUUCGGAGUAAUAAAUUGAGAGAAAUCCCGAUUAACCUCUUCCAAAACUUACCGAAACUCGUGAAUUUGGAUUUGGCCCACAACUUUAUAGCGUCGUUCAGCGCCCGCGGAUUGAUAGGCACGUCAUUGAAAAAUCUCAAUCUAUCGGACAACGGAAUAACAUUCAUGCCGGAAAAGUUCUGUUCGCAGCUGAAAGACAUUGGGGUUAAUUUGUCCAAAUUUUUCUUCAACCCGAAUCCUUGGCAAUGUUUAUUCGACCAAAAACCCAAUUUGAAAUUGCUAGAUUUAAGAGGCAAUACGAUAAAAAACCUGAAGCUAGGAGUUUUCGAUGCACUGACAAAAUUGCAACACUUAGACUUAUCGAGUAACUCCCUUGUGGGAAAAGAUAUAAAUCCGUACAUUUUUGAUAGGAGCAAGCAAAUAAAAUUCGUGGAUUUCUCGAGAAAUGACAUGUCCGAAUCGCCUGAUAACUUGCUGCAUGCAUUCCGUGCGUUGGAUUUCGUAAAUUUGGACAGAUGCUUUCUCAAAGCAGUACCGCGGUUCGCAACCAUACCGAAUUUGAAAAACUUGAAGCAUCUCAUGCUCUCGACGAAUCUUAUUAGCAAAAUUGAUAAUGCAGCCACUUUUGUGAAUUUAGACAACUUGGAGAUAUUGAACUUGGCGGAGAAUUGCUUGGAGUUUAUAAAUGAACACGCAUUGAAACCAUUGAGAAACUUAAAAAUGGUCGUACUUAGAGAUAAUAAACUGAAACACGUACCGGACGAUCUUUUCCGUAACCUGCCAGUGUUGGCAAACAUUGACCUCUCGAAUAAUGCGUUGACAGCCAUUCCGGUAAAUUUUUUUCGUGGUACUGUUUUAAAAAAUCUCAAUCUGUCGAACAAUAAGUUCACUUAUCUUCAGUAUAAUUUCUGCUUGGAGUUGAAGAAUUCCGGAGCGAGAUUGACAAGGUUCUUCUUCAACCAGAACCCUUGGCAGUGUGCUUGUUUAAAGGAUGUAUUGCGUGAGGUGAAAGCGAUGAGCGUGGAAUACAACAGCGCCAAGUAUGACGGACAGCAUCCAGUUUGCGUCACUCAAGACGAAUUCGUCUGCCACAGGCACCAGAAUCAUAACGAUGCCUAUAUCAAACUGUUCGAAAGCGUUAUCGCA